AUGGCGCCUGAUCUCGUUUCGUCGUCUCGUAUCCCUCGUGCUCCUGUACGACCAGGAGGAGGACACGCAAGAACUCCGCUCUGCUUCUCGGCUGGGCUUGCCCUUUUAUUUGCCGUACGCCUGCAGCUCUUGUUCGAUGCAGGAGCUGCCCCGCUGGUCCACCUCGCAAUGGGGCUCCAGGGUGGAGGACGAAAAGCACAAAGAACGAACAACCCGAAUGGGGCGAGCAGGUCGGCGCCGGACAUCAUGGAAAGUGUGAAGAUGACUGCGUACUGCUGGCGGCUUGCAGCUGAGGUGCAGCUGACCUGUCACGAGCAGAGCACUUCAUUUGACGCGAAUGUCGAACGCGAGGCCAAGUUGGCUAAAGUCCGGGAUCUCUCGAAAGCAAUGUCGAUUAAGGAAAAGGUGGCCCGCGUAACAAGAGCAGCGGAGAUUGUAAGUAACCGUAUGCAGGACGCAAUGGCUUCGAGCGGAGUCCUCGAGACGAUGCAAAAGCAAAUUGACGAUGGCACACUGAAAACGUUAUCCGCAGUGAAAAGGGAGAAGCAGUUUCCCGCCAGAGUGUGGGACUGGUGGCUGAGCCAAAAGAGCGAAAAGCUAUGGAGUAGAGUUUUGCUCGUUCGGGCAGGCGCGCGUUGCUUUGGCGCGAGAAAGCAGCUGCGGCAGUCGACCUACCAAGGCAGAGACGUUUCGUGCGAGGAGGAGCUGUACGGACCAGGGGCGGCCGCACGACGAAGAACUAGCAGCGAUGAUGCUGCGAAAUUGAAAGCCCAAAUCGAUCACGAUUAUGCGGUUGGCAAGUUCACGGACGACGGGUUGGUGGAAUUGCUGACCACUGCCGACAAAGCCAGCAAGAAGUUCGAUCAACAGUACAAGCAAAAAGUGUCCUCGAAUCGGCACCUGUUCAAAAACUUGGAUGCCGCACCUGGAGCUGCAGGAGGUGGCGUCCCUUUAGCUCAAGCUCGUGGUGCGAAACAGCAGGGGGCGGGCGCGACCGCCUGGGAUGCUUUCAGCCCCACUGAAGAGGACGAGGAAACAAGCGAGGACGGAGGCUCAACCACUGCGUCGAACGACGAACAAGGGGGGCGGCCGUCUUACUCCGGCGCCGGUCCGCGUGGUGGGGGAGGGAAUCGUGAAGAACGGCGCGGGCGCAGGACUAGAAAAGCAGAGCAACGCAGAGAGAGACUGCUCGAGAAAGCGAAGGCCCUCGCCGCGGAAGCAGAAGAGCGGGAUCUGGAGGCGCUGCUGGGUCAGUUGUCUCAGGACGGGGAUGAGGAGUACAAGCAGGCACUUGAUCAGGCCCUGCAGCGGCCGGAGUUGGUCCCUGCGUCGGUUACAGCAGCACCGAAACGCCCUGGAAGAGCAAGAGGCACCGGCGCGCACGCGACCACCGCAGGCUCUGACGCCCGCCUGGACCGUGAUAUCCCUAGCCCCGCUGCUGCUCUCGCUGCGAUCUCACGUCGGGUGCAACAGAUUCGACGGCGGAGUGCGAGUGGACGAGGAAUGGUCGACGCAGAGCUUGUCUUGGACGUGUUCAUUGCCUCGCUCGGAACGCUGUGCAGAGACGUAUAUGCUGGCCUGCCGUAUUUCCGUGCGGAGCGGAUGGACAUGAUGAGCCUAUAUUUUUCUGGAGUGCUUUCCCUCAACGAGGUAUGACAGUGCACAACUACUCCUCCCCGUCACAAUUACUAUCUAUUAUAUUCAUGCGAAAAAAGAGGUCUACAGAGGAUAGAAGAGAGGUGGCCGAGAGGUCAAAAAGAGGUGAAAAGAGGUCAAAAAGAGGUCCACAGAGGUGGAGAGGUGGCGCGGGAGGUCAUUCGUGAGGGUGGCCGAGAGGUGGCGCGAGUAUAGCCAGCCGAACCGGUCGCCCUAAAGCCGCGCCUAUGGGGCCCGGAGGUGGCCGAGAGGGUCCAGAGAGGGUAAGCGAGAGGGGGACAGAGGUGCCGAGAGGUUGCGCGAAUAAGGGCGAACCUCUCGCGCUCCCCCUGGGCCACCUCUCGGCCACCUCUGUAGACCUCUACCAGCGAGUAUAGCCGGAUUAUUAGCAACACCUCGCGGGAGAGGUCAGAAAGAGGGUCUGCGAGAGGGGUAGAAAAACCCGAAUCCGCCCGGUACGAGGCUGAUUCUUUUGUGGCCUUUUCAUGCAUAGGCCCGAACCCUCUCGCGCACCCUCUCUCGCCACCCUUCUCGCGCCACCCUCUCGCGCAACCCUCUCGCGCCACCCUCCCGCGCCGGGCGGCUUCUGUUCGCCCCCGCCCAGUGUCCUUUGCAGCUGCUCCCGCGCAGAGCGCCCACAGGCGCGGGAAGCGCGCAGGUGGUCCUGCGGGUUGGCGCCGCGCAAACAAGCGGCAGGACCCCAGUAUGUUUCAUUAUGCAUAUUUAUUAGGCCUGUGGCAUUGUGGCCCGAUCCGCAAAUAGUCCUGCCCCGCCCCAACAGCCUUGCGCCCCGGCGUCAGCCGGGGCAUGGCUGGUUUUUCAUGAUGUAAAAUAUUACCCAGUCCACCGCUUGGCUGCCUCUUGGCACUGUUUGCAUGACAAGUUCUGGUAGCCCAAAUAGCACUAUACUCAAGUGCAAAUUUGUCAUGCAAAACCGGCACUCUUGCUGAUGCUUGUGCUGCCGUUGAUGCUAUACAAAUGAGGGGGAGGGGGGGUUGUGCACUGUUAUACGAACAUUUGCUGAAGGUGCUCUGCCCGGGGCCCCAGUACUACAGUAAAAAAUGCCCCGACCCCCAAAGUUGCAAAAAGUUGUGAUGCGAAGUUUCCAAAUGUUGAAAACUUUUUGUCAUGCAUGAAAGGAGUAUGAAUCUUUCUGAUGCAGAGUCUAGGCGCGCGCGCGUAAGUGAAUCGCAUCGCUUGCAUGACAAGCGCCGCUCUUGCUGGGAUCGUUUGCAAUACAGUCUUUUGCUAUUCACGAUUGGAAAUCUGUGACGCUGAUAGAUGCAAAAGGGCGAAUCAUUCGCCCGGCGAAUGUUUCAACAUCUGGAAGUGUUUGCAAUGCAAAUGCUCCUAAGUCCGGGUUUUGGGGGCGUUUUUCAUGGUAAUACCCAGCUUGAGCGGUCCAAGACCCAGUACAUGAGUUCCUAUGAAAAAAAUGUCGAAGUCGACGGGACCACCUAUAAUCCGGCCAUGUCGACCAGAAAGAACGAGAGUUAUGAUAUUAUGUCCGACAGCUUGCUGGUGAAGAGAUUUCUUCUGCAGUCGAAGACGAAUGGGUCGCUAUGAGAGCGCACAACUCCGCCUCGUUCCUAUUUCUCUUCAUGCAAAACACCAAUUCCCCAACAUACUUACCACUAUUGCGCAGCGGGCGCAUGAUCUCCUGUCGUUAUUAUGUAAGUUGACAAGCUCUUGCUCUUGUGUAUGUUCUUCUGGUGGAAUCCCAAAUAGCACUGCACUCCUGUGCAAAUUUGAUGUUAGGGAAAACCUGCAUAAUUUUCGACUGGCUCGCACACGCACUUGUAUAAAAAUUGUUGCUCAACAUCAUCAUGUGCAUCCUCUCGUGUAUGACAUACACAUGAUGAGUGGCGGGACGUCGAUAGGGAGUUGUGCAUGCUCAUAGUAGUCGCAAUUAAUGCUUCCUGAGGGUACCGAGGCGCGGGCCGAUCUUCAAAACUUGAAAAAAAUAGAAAACUGGCUGUCGGAGCACAAGCUCAUGCUGUCGGAGCUGCUUUCCACAGAAUAUGCGAGACGCACCCGAUAUGGAUGUGUCAGAAUCGAAAUCGACAAAAUCGAAAAACUUGUGAUGCGUGAAAUGUAGGGCACGGCUGAAGGCCGGUAUUGGGGAGCAGGCAAAUGAGCCCGAUUGUCAGCCUGUUUAGGGGUAUGCACUGUGCUUGCAGAAUAGCAUGACAGGAGCAGUCUUCUUUGUCCAAACAGCAUGACAGACUGGAUUUCGGUGCUCCCGAAGUUUGUCAUGCGCCGCCACUCGGAAACUGAGGCUCCAACUGCGGUAUCGAAUUUCUGCAUCACAAGUUUUUCGAUGUUGGCAAUUUCGAUUCUGACACUUCCAUACCCGAGGAGCGGUGUACAUGUGGGGUAUAGAGCAGGCCACAAGAAUGAAGAAAGCGGCGGACUUAAUAUACGUUUCCGAGGUUGAGGCUGCCCCCGCGCCUGACUUCCUCAAGGGCCUUAUCGCACCGGAUCUGCAAAAUCGGUGGACGGCCCUUCUGGACGCAAUCAUUGAACUGUGGCAGCAAGAGCUGAGGAAGGCUUACGCGCCCGAAGAUCGGUUCGGUGGUCCAUCAGGGCAGGCUCGGGAGCGGGUCGGGAUUUUGAAGGAGCUAGGUCGACUCGUAGCGGAAAGCCAUGGGAAGGGUUUCUCUGAACGGAUAGACGACCUUCGAAACAAGGUCACCGGCGAAAACUUUGGCCACUUCCCCGACGGGGAGCACGUUGCGCGGCUCAGUGAGACAACCACGAGGGACUUAGUAUGGCUAAAAAGGCGGUGGGAGAGUUGGCUCCGCGAGAAGGAGAAUAGAAAGCUGACAAGCAACCACGCGACACAACGAACGUUCGUCAAGGUGGUGAGACAGAUACAGGCGGACAUCUUAUUCGCUGGAGAGCCUCGGGCGGGACGCGAACCCCCAGAGCUCGAGCAGCUCGGGGACGACCAAAAAGCCCAGACAGCUCGACUCUCCAGUGGCGAAGCUCUGAUACGAGCGUGCAAAAUGCAAAACCGGACAACCUCAAUAGAAAAGCUCUGUCGUUGUUUGAGCAAAAAGAAAACUUUCAUUUUCGGACGUAUUUGCUGGGACCAGCUGCCCCUUCUCCUUAUUUCGGAUUUAGGUUGUCCGGUUUGCAUUUUGCACGUUCAUAAGGUAUGGGGCGACGACGAGGUGCCACAGGUUAAACGACCGUGCCCGCGGCCGAUUUUUUCGUACCUGAAAGAUGAAAGUUAGUAUGAAGCCAAGGGCCAAACAAGAAAGUGACGCUGUUUUGUUUCGGAGAUGAUUGAACAAAGCCCGCCUGAGCAGCAGGGCGAUCAACAUGCAUUUAUGUUGCUGCACUACUUUGCACGACAUGAAUUAAUCCUGUCACAGGCCGGCAGAACAUCCAUUAUUUCAGCAACACUUUACGAAGGCGAGCACGGGCAUGAUCGGGAUUGUUGCGCGA
Amoebophrya sp. A120 is the source of this 5109-nucleotide messenger RNA. The record is from the annotation of a GenBank genome assembly. NCBI's taxonomy places the organism in Eukaryota, Dinophyceae, Syndiniales, Amoebophryaceae.